Molecule: messenger RNA, 3749 nt
Organism: Nanorana parkeri
Lineage: Eukaryota; Metazoa; Chordata; Amphibia; Anura; Dicroglossidae
Gene: SPIRE1
Product: spire type actin nucleation factor 1
Exons: 19
Coding region: 22-2625 (867 amino acids)
Biological process (GO): actin nucleation; actin filament network formation; polar body extrusion after meiotic divisions
Cellular component (GO): cytoplasmic vesicle membrane; cell cortex
Molecular function (GO): actin binding
Source: RefSeq, a predicted model, not a curated record
CACGUCACAUGCCAUGUGUCCAUGAUCUUGACAGACAAACAGACGGAGGUGUAUGGCUCCACCCUGAGCCGUGACGUCGCAUUCCUCAGGACGUCACGGAGAAGGGAGCUUCCAGGCUCGGCACCCGGUCAGGCGGCUGGGGAUGUUGAUGCUGCCGCAUUCCCCGCACAGGAGAGGCGGGACGAUGCCCGGGAUGUGCAGCUCGGCGCACUGACACCGGGAAUGGCUGAGCGUCCGGCUAGCCCGGCCAGCGGGUCAGCUAGUGGGAUCGGUGCGGCGGACGGACACGACUCGCUGUCUCUGGAGGAGAUCUUGGAUUUAUAUAACCAGCCCAUCAAUGAGGAGCAGGCGUGGGCUGUGUGCUACCAGUGCUGUGCAUCCCUGCGGGCGGACGAGAAACGGCGGAAGAUCGCCGGAGCCUCCGAGAUCCGCAUUCGGAAAGAUGGAGCUGUCAUCGUCACGGAGCGCUCCGGGCCAGGUGGGUCAAGUGACUCCACAUGCACAGAAACAGAGGUCGUUGUGUCACUAGGAAUUAUCAUCUACAAAGCACUUGAUUAUGGCUUGAAAGACAACGAGGAGAGGGAGCUAAGUGCUCCCCUGGAGUGCCUGAUAGACAAUAUGACAAAUAUUGAUGAGACUGACGGCAGCACUGAUGAAGGAUAUGAUGCUCUGGAUGAGGAAGAUGAUGAGGAUGCCAGUGGGAAGAAAAUGCCAGAAUUUCGUCAUUCCUAUAAAAGUGUCAUGAAGCUGUGUUCUUCUCAUCUGCCAACUCCAUCAGAAGCACCUAAUCAUUACCAAGCAGUAUGUCGGGCACUAUAUGCAGAGACCAUGGAACUGCACAUGUUCCUGACAAAAAUCAAAAGGGCAAAAGAGAGUCUAAAGAAGAUCCAGGAAAUGGACAAGGAUACAACUGACAGAGGUAACGCUGACCUUGAGGAUUUAAAGACUGCAGACUGGGCCAGGUUCUGGGUUCAGGUUAUGCGUGAUCUUCGCGAUGGUGUCAAGCUGAAGAAAGUGCAAGAACGCCAGUACAACAUGUUACCCAUCGAGUACCAGCUGACCCCUUAUGAGAUGCUGAUGGACGACAUUCGUUCCAAACGUUACACCUUAAGAAAGGUCACUGUUCAGGGUGGCAUCGCUCCUCGAUUAAAGAAGAGUGCCCAUGAAAUAAUCCUGGAUUUUAUACGCUCCAGACCUCCGUUAAAUCCCGCGUCUGCGCGGAAAUUAAAACCCACACCACCUCGUCCUCGAAGUCUGCAUGAACGGAUACUGGAGGAGAUUAAAUCUGAGCGAAAACUGCGUCCUGUUUCUCCCGAUGAAAUUAGGCGUAGCAGGCUUGUAAUGCGGCCCCUUAGCAUGUCUCACAGUUUUGACUUGUCAGAUGUUUCUACUCCUGAAGUCACAAGAAAGCAACCAGAGAGCACAGUGUUAAAUGGUGGUGUAACUGAGUCUUCCAGAAAAAAUGGACGUUCCUUGCAAGUGACUGUUCAACGCAAGAGACUUCUAAAAGCUCCAACCUUGGCUGAGUUGGACAGUUCAGAGUCAGAGGAGGAUACAAUAAAAAAGUCUACAAGUAGCAGUAGUGUGUCCAAUUCUCAGCCUGAAGAUAUAUCUCCAGGAAGUGCCAGUGGUAAAAAAACACCACCCAGGUUCCUGCCAAUCUCCUCUACACCACAACCUGAGAGACGGCAAACUCCACAGAGGCGCCACUCCAUAGAGAAAGAGACUCCAACCAAUGUUAGGCAGUUUCUACCACCGACUCGACAAAGCUCCAGAUCUUUGGUUCCUAGGAUAACCAGUUUCUUUCCAAGGAUGUCUUUGCGACCACCAUUUUCCAGCAUUCACACAGCUUCUUUGUUGGGCUCUCAUCCUUUUGAAGCAGCCAUUUUUGGGGCAGCUGGGGCUAUGUUUUAUCUAUUUGAAAAAGCUUAUACCAGCAGGUGGAGAGCCCCCCAGCAGGCGACACUCCAGAUCACGGAGGUAGCCCAAGGGGAGGAGUUUUGUUAUCCGGUAGAAUGUCUUGCUCUCACCGUAGAGGAAGUCAUGCACAUACGCCAAGUGCUGGUAAAAGCGGAGCUGGAAAAAUAUCAGCAAUAUAAAGAUGUCUACAAUGCUCUCAAGAAGGGAAAGCUUUGUUUAUGUUGUCGGACAAAGAGAUUUUCCUUGUUCACCUGGUCUUACACUUGCCAGUUCUGCAAACGGCCUGUGUGUUCACAGUGCUGCAAAAAGAUGAGAUUACCUUCCAAGCCAUAUUCCACACUCCCCAUCUUUUCACUGGGACCUUCUGCCUUGCAGAGAGGGGACAGUUUCCUCAGGCCUGAGAGGCCCUCCACCAGUCAUCAUCGACCACCUAAGAGCUUACCCAAGUUGGGGUCAAAGUCCAAAUCUGAGGAUAAGUCAGAUGAUGAACUCCAAUUCCCAAAAGAGCUCAUGGAAGACUGGAGCACCAUGGAGGUGUGCGUGGACUGUAAGAAAUUUAUCUCGGAUAUCAUUAGCUCCAGCCGCCGCAGCCUGACGCUGGCUAACAAGCGGGCCCGGUUAAAAAGGAAGACACAGUCGUUCUACCUGUCAUCCACAGGGACAUCUGAGUACCGGCCGACGGAGAGAACAAUCAAAGAGAUCUGACUCUUGUGCCUUUUUACCUUCUUUUAUUUUUCUUUAAUCUGCUUCGGUGUAAUGAAUAAUCAGGCUGUUGCUAUUUUAUUUUUUUAAGGUUUCGAGCAAGCUUGAAUUCCGCAAAAAUAGCACACUCCCUUUAUUUUUUAAUGUGCUCAAAAAAUGGGCUGCAGCCACACAAGCUGUCCCAGAUGCAGCAUUUCCUUUGCACUGGAAGAAUGCAGCUAUUGCCUUUUUUUAUCUGUUUGUAAUGAGACUAUAUUACAUGGACUCUGCUGGAGAUCAGAAUGUUCUAUCUGCAAGAGAGAUCCAUUAGGGUAAAGCUGGCACUGUUACCUCACAGAGUACAUAUCCCCUGGCUCUGCUGAAGAGAGGAGCAAUGUCUUAUUUUUACAUCGUGUCUACAUUCCUGUUUGUAAUUUUCAUUAUCUAUCAUUCAAUCAUUUAAUCAUUAUCUUAAUUAGCUGUCGCCAAAACGACAUAGAACGAUGCCUUGGUUUGGAGGAACUGCUUGAGAAAGUAGCAUCUAUGCUGAGAUAUUGGCCUAUCAGGUAUAUAGCUGUAUGAUGCAGUAGGAUGCUGGUAACUUCUGUCCCCAAGGAAAUACUCAGAAGUGACUAGCGAGAGAAUCAUAGCACUUUUAUUUCUUCCUCAGUGCCAAAUGAUGUCUUCCCAAUCCAAAUAUCAUUCCAUCCCUUUUUUAUGUGCUUUUAGAUCCUCCCACCAGUUUUGUGGUUUCAGUGCAAAAACGGGUGUUGGAGAGAACAUGUAAAUGAAAUAUGUUUAUAAAAACUGGCUACUGACAAGGAAAAACAAAUAUGGUACAGUCUCAAAUGUUUUGUGGCUUCAUAAAGCAGUCUCUAGUUGACUUUUGUUUGUGUUUAUAUGUCCAUUAGAGUGUACCUCCUGUCCACUGGAGACAACAGUCUUGUAGACAGGACCAGGCUUUUUAUCUAAUGCAUUGCAUCAGCAUAGGAAUUCAUGAUAUAGCUGUGGCAUUGAUCACAUGCCAUGCCUGUAACAACAGCUAUAACUGUUCAUACUGCUAACCAUGGUGCUUGGAGACUAGUGGGCCUUCCACUGUCACCUGACUAGAACCUUUUUGGGCCUCUUUUGCCCCUUCUACUAUGGCA